Leptidea sinapis is the source of this 1788-nucleotide messenger RNA. It is a transcript of the gene alka, whose product is annotated as glycine receptor subunit alpha-1. The record is from RefSeq and is a predicted model, not a curated record. Gene Ontology annotation, biological process: signal transduction; chloride transmembrane transport; chemical synaptic transmission. Gene Ontology annotation, cellular component: synapse; membrane; neuron projection. Gene Ontology annotation, molecular function: transmembrane signaling receptor activity; chloride channel activity; neurotransmitter receptor activity. The transcript is spliced from 11 exons. The coding region runs from base 188 to 1552 and encodes 454 amino acids. Lineage: Eukaryota; Metazoa; Arthropoda; Insecta; Lepidoptera; Pieridae.
AACUACCGCGGGCGUCAUCCAUGCCGCUAAUAUCUACAGAUAUAAUUCCAUUUAAGAUUUGUUAGAAAAAAUGUGCGUGACAUUGUGUGAAUAAUGUUUCAAUAUUUUGGAAAUAUAUUAUAUUGAUUUCUCAGCGGCAUUGUGAUGUCCGCCCACAAGCUUCCUACGCACUCUACUACGGGAGAAAAUGAUUCAAUGUUUAUAUCAAACUAUAUUUUUCUUUUUAAUAUGGUUGUGCAAUGAUGUCUCUUCAAAGCGAAAUCACACAUUGAAACCAAGAGUUGUACUACCUGAAAAUUAUGUUAAAGAAAUACGACCACCGUCUCGCAAGGGUCAACCCGUGAAUGUGGAGUUCAGCAUAUACGUCGUGGAUGUUAAUUCGAUUAAUGUCGAAGAUAUGGACUUUAGGGUAGAUAUGUUCAUUAGACAGACGUGGAAAGAAAGUCGUCUCCAGCUACCAGAAGACAUAUUUGAAGAAGGUGAUGACCACGUCACUUUACCUCCAGAAUUCUUCGAUAAUCUGUGGCAUCCAGAUCCUUACUUCUUAAAUUCUAAAGUAACAGAGAUAGCAGAGCUGACACAUAAAUUCUCCUCUGUGACACUCUACAGAAAUCAGACCGUUCGUUAUGCCGCAAGAAUGCAUGCAAUAAUCGCUUGUCAAAUGGAAUUCCAACUGUAUCCAAUGGACAUACAGUCGUGCCCGAUUUAUAUAGAAAGCUUUUCCUACAGUAAUCAAAAAGUACGAUUCAAGUGGAGUGACGCAGGGGUAACGAUAAAUCCAGAACUAAAGCUGUUACAGUAUCACAUUGGGGAACCGCUGAGACUUGAAGAGACUAAUGGCUACAUGGCUGAUAAAGAUGGAAACUUCUCUCGUAUAGUCGUCUACUUCAAGUUCGAAAGACAAAUUGGCCAUCAUUUGAUACAAACCUUCGCUCCUUCUUCCCUGGUAGUUAUGCUGUCCUGGUUCAGUUUCUGGCUGGACUUGGAUGCGAUUCCCGGCAGAGUCACGUUACUCGUGACGUGUAUGCUGACUUUGGUCACAAUGUUUACGGGGCUACGAGCUGAUAUUCCUCCUGUUGCUUACGUCAAGGCUCUCGACAUCUGGAUGGCUGGGUGUAUGAUGUUUGUAUUCUCGGCUCUCGGAGAAUUUGUGGUAGUCAAAGUGUUGGACAAGCAAUACCAAAUGAAUAAGUCGAAAUCGCAGGAGGCCUGUCCUCGGAUAAUACCUGUGCGUAUAAACGGUGAAAAGGGUUCAUGCGGUACUGUGGCUGCAUGGGAGGGCAGUGGAGUGCGAUGUCGGAAGGUGGAAAUGGCGUCCCCCGCCUCACCCCCUUCUACUACCCCGGCACCCCCCUCUUUGCUGGGAAUUGAACGAAGGCAGAGCAUUCUGCAGAUUUUUGUGCAGGUUGCAUGGUUGGAUGCAGAUACGGGACAAGAAAGAGUGCUUUGGCGAGAGAUAGACAAACUAUCAAGAGUCGUGUUUCCUGCACUAUUCCUGCUGUUUGUAACACUGUACUGGCCUGUGUUACUCCUGAAGACCAAGACUACAUAACAGACUAUAUUUGUAUGUAUAAGAUAAACAUAGGAUGUUUUACUCUAGGCUAGAAGCCGUAUGUAUUGUAUAUGAGAUGAAAAGGAAGCUAAUUCAUUCAAUAAUGCGACUACAAGUGUGUUUUCAAUAGGUGUAGCUAUUAGUGUAUAUUGUAUUAUAUAAACGAGUCUUUUAUUGAACGGUAGUUGGUGCUAUGUAAAGGUUUGCUCUGUAGAAUAGAUUAUAUAUUUCGAGAA